AUGUCUCAAUACAGCAACAAUCAAUAUGACGUCGUGGCUAUUGAUGCAGAGCCGUAUCAAUUCAAGCUGAUUCCUGCGCAUUGUGCUCUUAUCAUUAUUGAUAUGCAACGGGAUUUUCUAGAAAAUGGCGGCUUCGGUUCUAUGCUUGGUAAUGAUGUGUCACAACUGCGCUGUACCAUAGAACCUAUUCAGAAGUUGUUGGCAGCCUGGAGAAAGUCUGGACUAUUGGUUAUACAUACUCGUGAAGGUCAUCGUUCGGAUUUAUCCGAUCUUACGCCGACCAAGAAAGCCCGUGGACAACUUAAAAUAGGUAUCGGUGAUGAUGGUCCGAUGGGUCGCAUCUUGGUACGAGGCGAACAAGGACAUGAUAUCAUUCAAGAACUUUCUCCACUUCCAGGAGAGAUUAUAGUUGACAAGCCAGGAAAAGGUGCAUUCUAUGCUACUGAUCUGCACCUUAUCCUGCAAAAUGCAAGCAUCAAGCAGUUGAUUGUUACUGGAGUGACAACCGAAGUCUGCGUCCAUAGUACCAUCCGCGAGGCUAACGAUAGAGGCUAUGACUGUCUGGUUCUUAAGGAUUGUGUUGGAUCUUACUUCCCUCGAUUUCAAGAAAUAGCCCUCGAAAUGAUCAAGGCACAGGGUGGCAUUUUUGGUUGGGUAUCCAAUUCAACAACAGUUCUCAAUGCCCUUCGAUUGUGA
Rotaria sp. Silwood2 is the source of this 696-nucleotide messenger RNA. The record is from the annotation of a GenBank genome assembly. NCBI's taxonomy places the organism in Eukaryota, Metazoa, Rotifera, Eurotatoria, Philodinida, Philodinidae.